Molecule: messenger RNA, 1151 nt
Organism: Zingiber officinale
Lineage: Eukaryota; Viridiplantae; Streptophyta; Magnoliopsida; Zingiberales; Zingiberaceae
Product: probable mitochondrial import inner membrane translocase subunit TIM21
Exons: 7
Coding region: 87-920 (277 amino acids)
Biological process (GO): protein import into mitochondrial matrix
Cellular component (GO): TIM23 mitochondrial import inner membrane translocase complex
Source: RefSeq, a predicted model, not a curated record
CCCCACGUCAAAUUUCUCGGGCAAUCGAGUCACUACGCCAGCUCGAGGACGAACUCAGGUCCCGUCCGCUUGGGUUCUGGUUGUUGAUGGCGUCUAGGGUUUUGUCAGGGUUUGCUCGACGCACCGCCGCACGCCGGCUGAUUCCGCCCUCCUCCCGGCCAGAGGCGAUCGGAAACCGCUCCGUUGGCUUGCCUUCUGCAAAGGAAUCGGCUCUGGGAUCAUUGGCGAAUUCAUCGUUCAAGGAUAUCGUAAAUGCUGAAGAAAAAAUUGCCAAAUUCUCCAGAUGGCAAUUGGUCAACAGAAACCCUGCAGGUCAACCUAAUAUUUACAAAAGAAACCCAGGCAUAUUUCCAUGUUUAGCGAGAACUUGUGCAUCAAAUUAUUCCACAUCGGAACAAAAGAGAAGUGAGGAGAGCAGAAAAGAUAUAUCAACAAUUGAAGAUCCCUUUGAUGCACCUACAUACAACAUUCCAGAAAAGCCAGUGACAUUUACUGAGGGUGCCUCGUAUAGUCUUGUAAUACUUGCAGGAUUGGGUGUUGCAGGCGUGGCUGCUUAUGCUGUUUUUAAAGAGUUAAUUUUUGAGCCUAAAGAGUACAAAAUUUUUGGAAAGGCACUUGAAAGGGUACAGAAUGAUAGCCGGGUUACUGUUAGAAUAGGCCACCCUGUUACUGGAUAUGGCCAAGAAAGCAGAAACCGUGCUGCUCGUCAACGCAUUCCCAAUAGAGUUUGGACUGAUGAAGCUGGCAUUGAGCAUGUCGAGGUAAGCUUCCAUAUUCGUGGACCUAAUGGAUUUGGAAAGGUGUAUGCAGAAAUGUUCAAAAACCAAGCCGAGAAGGAGUGGAUUUUCACAUACUUGAUUGUCGAGAUUAAGUCUCCAUCACCUGCACAGUUGAUGCUAGAGUCGUAUGUUCCUGCAUAAUGGACACCUGGGAUGCUUUUCAAUAUCUCCAGAUUUUAACUGUCCGAACCGUCACUCCAGAGCCAGGAUACUGCUCAUGCUUUGUUCCAACUUUCGACGUGGCUGAAUACACAAUGGAUGAUCAUUUAUGACAAAUUUACUCCUUGUAUUGAUUUUGAUGGUGAAGCUAAGAAUGGAUGGAGCCUGAGAUUUUACCUAUAUUUUUUGAUAAUGAAUCUUAUUCUUUGCUUU